Messenger RNA from Scylla paramamosain (green mud crab), 5064 nucleotides. Its product is annotated as GTP-binding protein 2-like. The transcript has 11 exons. The record is from RefSeq and is a predicted model, not a curated record. NCBI's taxonomy places the organism in Eukaryota, Metazoa, Arthropoda, Malacostraca, Decapoda, Portunidae. Gene Ontology annotation, molecular function: GTPase activity; GTP binding; translation elongation factor activity. Bases 180 to 2123 code for a protein of 647 amino acids. Gene Ontology annotation, biological process: translational elongation.
AGUCAACAAUAGUAUGUCAGACAGUGGUUACCAUGCGCCAGGAAACACAGUGAUCCCAUUGACAACACGACACAAAAAGGCAUUCGAAUACAAAAAUGUGACUGGAUAAGAUAUUUCCUGCCAGCGAGAUAUAUAUAAGACCACCACCACCACCACCACCACCACCGCCUCUGCACAGGAUGGGGGAAUCUGGGGGGCAAGACUCAGCCCUGGCAAGCCUCUUCGGGCCUGAGCAGCCACGGAACAGCAAAAAGGAUAAGAAGAACAGGAAAAUCAACAGAAGGAAAGCAGACAACAAAGAGAAGGACAAGAUGGAUGCCUUUCUCAGCCUGUUUGACCCAACACUGGAGGAUGAGACCCCGAGCGACAUGGAUGAACUAAACAGCAAUGUGAUCCGAGACAACACUUGGCAACAUGAGAGGCGAGGGACCUUAGGGGGCAUUCGGCGGGGUCCCAGUGUGGCCAUCCUGCCUGAUCAGCUUCCCUCAGAACCUCAGGAAGGGAAUAUUGAGUACAAGUUGAAGCUCGUGAAUCCCAACCAUGAGAGAUUUAAACGUCUGGUGUCGCAGAUGCAGUGGAGGUUACGCGAGGGUCUGGGAGAGGCUAUUUACGAGAUUGGCGUGGAAGACUCUGGGUUCCUGCUGGGUCUGACGGAGGAGGAACUAGAGGCGUCCAUGGCCACCCUGCGUCGCAUGGCCUGUCAGCUGGGCGCCUCUCUCACUGUCAUCCGGGAGAAGGUCAUUCAGGGUCACGACGGGCAGACUCGCAAGGCUGCAGAAGUUCUAGUCAGAAAGGUACCUGAUGACCAGUAUAGUAUAGAGCUCCGAGUGGCGGUUCUUGGCAACUCGGACGUGGGCAAAUCGACGCUGCUUGGAGUGCUGACACGAGGGGAGCUGGACAACGGAAGGGGGUGCGCGCGUCUCAAUGUGUUUCGUCACCGCCAUGAAGUCUGCUCUGGGAAAACCUCCUCUAUAUCUUUGCAGCUUAUGGGGUUUGACUCUCAGGGGAACGUCAUUGACCAGACCUGCACUAGGAGCCGAGACUAUGAUGAUGAGGACAUUUGCAGCCAGUCCAUCAAGAUAAUCAACUUUAUUGAUCUCGCCGGAGACCAGAAGUACCUCAAGACAACAGUGUUUGGCCUGUCAGGGUACUCGCCCCACUAUGCUGUGCUGGUGGUGAGUGCCUUCUCUGGUGUGGCUCCCAUGACGGAGGAGCACCUCAGCUUGGCACGGGCCCUUGACGUGCCCAUCGUCAUUGUGGUGACCAAGACAGACAUCGCCUCCCCACAGCAGAUCCAGCGCACCAUCACAGACCUUACCCAGACCCUCACACAGCCGGGAUACAAGCGGGUGCCACUAAUUGUCCAGAACGAGGAUGACGCCAUAACAGCCGGCAGCAACCACUUGGAGGGCAACGUGGUGCCAAUCUUCUGCGCCUCCAGCGUCACCGGGGACGGACUCAGUCUGCUCAAAAAGUUCUUGUUUGUUUUGCCACCACGCAUGAGCAACAAGGAGAGGGAGAAGCUGGAGCAGGAGCCGGCAGAAUUCCAAAUAGACGAAGUUUUCCAUGUGGACAACAGCAUCAUUGUCGGGGGUCUCCUCACCAAGGGCGUCAUUACCCAGGGCACCACACUACUGCUAGGUCCCAUGGAUAACUGUAGCUUUGUGCCAGUAACCAUCGGCUCCCUCCACCGCAACAAGGUGCCGUGCAGGGUGGUGUGUGCGGGACAGUCUGCUUCCUUGUCUCUCGAGGGACCACAGCUGUACCUCCGGAAAGGCAUGAAGUUGAUGAGUGUAGAGGCGCGACCAAGGGCUUGCUUCUAUUUCCAGGCAAGGACUCAGGUUCUGCACCACUCCACCAGCAUCGGUCGAGGUUUCCAGGCAACUGUGCAUAUUGGCAAUGUGAGGCAGACUGCUGUGGUGGAGGGCAUCCUUGGCUCCCGGGGACUCCACACCAACGACAGGGGCUCCGUCAUUUUCCGCUUCCUCCGUCAGCCAGAACUGGUGCAGAAUGGAUCCAGGCUCCUUUUCCGGCAGGGCUCCACCAAGGGCAUUGGGAAGGUGAUCCAGGUGUUUGAGGAGGAGCCAGACAAUGUGGACAUCUACAAUGGCCUUGCUAGAUAGACAGUCCACUGCCGGUAGGACGUGACGUCAACUGGUCUGAGGCCAGGUUAUAUUUAUUUUCUUUGAGAUGAUUGUUUUAUCUUGCUAUGUAUGUGUGCAUGCAUGCAUACAUACAUACAUAGUCUUUAUCUCAGUUAGCCUGUUGAGGACUCAGGUUAUUAGAUUGUAUAUGUUACAUUGUUUGUCAACCUGGUGUGGUCCAUUGUGUGUGUGUGUGUGUGUGUGUGUGUGCGUGUUUGUGUGUGAGUGAGAGUAUGCACACAUGCACAUGCCAGACGCCUGAGGCAGCACACGCCCACACCUGCAGGCUAAGGGGAAGGCAGAGCAGUGUUGUAAGUGCUCCUGGCCUUCCCCACAGUGCCAUACACAGCCUGGUUGUCCUCACCAAUUCUCUCCUGCCCUCACAUCAGAGAAAAUCAGGGUUUUAUUUUUUGUGGAAUGACAAAUUUAUGAUGGAGUUUAGAAUGUGAUGGUAGAGUUGUGGGCGUCUUGGUGGCCCAAGUGUGUGAGGCAGAGAGGAACAGGAUGGGAAGACUGGCUGUUUUGGUUUAUGGCAGGGAAGUGAAAUGUUGAGGCACUGAUUAAGUCAGUAAUUGUGAUGGCAAUGGAUGGACUGCUGAGCCACAUCCAUUCAUUGCAAAUAUGCUGGAUAUUUUUCAGCAGUGAUCUUAUUGCUUUGAAUUUUGGAGAUAAUCACUUUAUGGUGAAUAGAGGAUAUUGCCAAGCACCUCCGUGAGGUGUAUCUUUAUCAGAUGUUACUGUUGUAUAGAUAGCCAUGCACUUAUUUGUCUAAUUGAGAAUUUCUUGUGCAUAAUAAUGUUAAGGACAGCAGUUCUUUCUUUCACAGUUGGUUAUAUUAGUCAUGAAUAGUUUUGUUUACUGUACUGACAGUAUACAACUCCAGUGUCGCACUGUUUAGUAUUUAUCAUGAGCACUAGAGUCACGUCUGUAUUACUAUAUCUUUAAAUGUUCUUUCUAAUGUUUACCUAUUAUUGUAGUGUAGGUUAAUGAUUCAUCAGGAACUUUAAUAUAUUAAGCUUUACAGUGUUACUUGAGUGCAGUGUUCCUGUGAUGCUAAGUGUGUGGACAGGCCUGCUGUAACAGUCACUGAUUCAGUCAGAGACAACACCACAACUUGGACAUCAGAGCCUCUGCCUGACGGAGUCUCUUCAGUCGCUGUGAAAGGAAAGGAACGCCACACACAGCAGUCUGCUCGUGGGGUUCUGGAUGCUGCAAGAUGAUGGAACCUCACUGGAGCUUCCCUCACCACUGAAGGCACUUGGUGAAGCAGAAUGUGAUAGAGGGUAGUUGAGGAAAGAGGUGGUGUCUGCUGCCAUAGGAAUCUCCUUAAUUAAGUUAGUGGUGGUAGUGAGGUGUGUUGAGACCGUGACCCAGUGCUGUGAUGCCAUGCCAUGCCAUGCCAUGCCAUGCCUGUUGCUGCAUCAGGGACGUUCAGUGUGGGAAGGUUUGCUGCCCACCUGCCAUCGGACUUUAUACUUUUCUGAAGCCCAAAUCUUGAAACGCAGAGUUCAAAGUUUUACAAUAAUGUCUUUUUUUGUACAAUACAAUAUUUUACUAAGGAAAUUUGAUAUUAAUUGAAUAAUAAUGAUACUUGUGAAAUAUACUUAAAUUGUAUGUACGUACCAGAAUCUAACUUUUGAAGGCCAUUUGGUGUGGAAAGGAGGAAGAGAAUGAAGGAGAGAAGAUGGAAAUCAUGAGGUGCUGAUGACAAGCACCUCACCUGCCACUUGACAAAGCAACGUUGUACCUGCAUAGUUUUUUGUAAGAAAACUUAGAAGUAUGGAAAUCUUCCCUUAAUUCCUAACUGGUAAGAUCCAUCAUGCUGAUGCUGAGUGAUCAAGUAAAGUGAAGUGAUUGAAGAAUUUCUUGCUGCUGCUGAGACUUGUGUGAAUGGUAGUGGAAAGUGUCCGUCUUGAGAAAAUAUUAAGUUCAUUAAAUUAAGUUGAAAUGCAUACAGAGGCAGUAUGUCUGAUGGAAUGCUGUGCUGGUACCAAUGUCAUCCAAGUUAGAGAAGAAACUUUUCUCUGCGUGAAAAUAUGUCUGAUAAUUGUAAUUCAUUACUGAUAAAAAAUUGACAUAAAUUUGUUACUUGUUGGUGAUGAGGGGAAUUGAAAAGAAGAAAUUUUGUGGAAUAGAAGAGAAGAUAGAAUAGAGAAAAGGAAAAACAUGAGGAUUAGUUAGGAAUGGAGGUGAGUUGAAGUAUGAAGUUUGUAUCGGCAUAUGACAGAAGAUGAGGAAAUGAAAAGGAUAUUGACAUUGAAAUGGAGUGAGAAGACUGGAUCAGUGUAUAAAAUGUGGAAAAGUGGAGGACAGUAAUGCGAAUGAGGGAAAGUUUGGACGUUAAUAAGAAAAGAGCAAGUUUGUGUUGACAUUUGUUCCUGAAGUCCCACCAUUCACUCAUCCUUUCAGUCACUGGUCCUUGGCUCACAGACACCCACACCAUUUGCUGCCAUUUGACCCAUUCGUUGAGGUCAUUCCACUGCUGAUGAUAGUCACCACAUGAGGCAACCUGUGUUAGAAGUGUGUCUGGAAUUAAUCAGUCAGAACCCCCUAUUUGCUGGCCUGGUCUGAGUGCUAACCUUGGAUGCCACAUGUAGAGUAGUGUUAGAGUCUAGCGUGUAAUCGUGAAGUGAGUCUGUCGCGAUGCAUAUUACGUUUUAGUGGUGUCUGAUGGCAGGUGGGUGCAUAACUGUGUCGUCUGUUUUCUUUCAUUAUAGUUUGCAUAUAUUUGGAUACCUGAUGUAUAUACGUAUAUAUAUAUAACAGAAUUUAUUUUUUGAAUGAGAGAUGCCUUAUCACAAUGGUUUAUUAUAUUAAUGAUUGACCUAAGUUUUUGUGCUUUCUGUGUUAGUCUGUGAGAUGGUCCCUCCUAAACACCGGUAAAUAUUGCUUUCAUAUUUACAAUAAAUAUAGGAACAUU